This is a messenger RNA of Synchytrium microbalum, 4275 nucleotides long. RefSeq lists its product as uncharacterized. The transcript has 9 exons. The record is from RefSeq and is a predicted model, not a curated record. NCBI's taxonomy places the organism in Eukaryota, Fungi, Chytridiomycota, Chytridiomycetes, Synchytriales, Synchytriaceae. Bases 1 to 4275 code for a protein of 1424 amino acids.
AUGAGCUCCAAAGAAGGACGCCCAGACGAAGAGCUGCAAAGGCCGAUGAAAGAGCUCUUUGCUUCUCUCGGUCAAACUCGUGAGAACGUGCCUGUAAUCUCGACUUCGGAUGUAGAUUUCUCUUCAGAGGUCAACGACUUGUGGGGCAAGGCAGAACCUGCACUAGAUUUCAGUGAUGAUUUUCCACCUUCUCCAUGGGACGAGGUAGAUUCCAAGCUAGAACAACAGCAAUCUGUUCAGGAUACAUUGGCCGUUGACCGAGCCUCCACAAGUGCUGCAGAGGAUGAAGAUGAAGACGAGCAGUUUGAGGACGCAUACGGAGAUUCGAUAAUACAGGAUAUACAAGAUACAGACGCCACAAACGUCCCUGCAUCCGCUCAAAGUCAGCAGGUUUCUGGUAUAUGUCUAGUUGAGACCCCGACCGUUACUAGCACCACAACAACUUUGUCAAACAGCACCACACUAGUAUCAAGCAGCCAAGACGCAACACCUAGCCGAUCGGAAUCUGUAUCAAACAGUGAAUCAGCUGCUUCUUCAUCUCAGAUCAGCAUUCAAUUGCCACUCUCAAAAUCGCAAAAGAUAUCUUCCAUUCAGAACUUUAUGAGAGAAGACCAAAAGGUGGCGUAUGUGUGUCUGUGCCUUUUGUCGUUGACAGAGCUCCGAAAAUCAAAGCUCAUGGCGUUUCGGAAAGCUGGAAGAGAGGCGUAUGAUAAAUGGCAGUCAGAGUUUAUGGAGAGGCUGUUCCUCUACUUGGACGUUCCAGAGAAAGAACGGACCAUGUAUGAACAACUCGCAGAGCAUGGCUUACAGGCAGUCGAUGUGUCAAAACCAUUGAUAGAUGAUGCCCAGGCAACAGCAGAAAGCAUGGCCCUAAAAGAACAACAAAAACAAACCGACGAGCAGUCUGCUCUUGAUCGGCAAUUACCGCUACCAGACCCGCAACCGACAAUUGACAAGCCUGCAGAUGUGCGAUAUACCAUAUUAUCACACCUAUUCAUUCUGAGUAUAUCUGACGGCAUAUAUGACGCCCGCGCAAGGAGCCUGUUAAAGACUGUGGCAAACCAUUUACAGGUUACGCUGUUGGAUUUGGUAAAACUAGAGACGUCUUUUGCUACACAGUUACGUAUAUAUGAGGACACAUCGCAUGUGAAGGAGUCAAAGGAGACUGUUGAUGACAGGAAUAAGAAGGAGGCACGAUCUAGAUGGUUGGCUGCUGGUAUCGCUACUGUAGCUGGUGGUGCUCUUAUUGGGUUAACCGCAGGGCUAGCGGCACCGUUGAUCACUGCUUCAUUAGCCGGAACCGGAGUCAGUGCGUUCAUGGCUAGUACGAGUGGCCUUGCCUUCAUAACCAGCAGCGGUGUAUUGGCUGGAGGCGGCAUGAGUGGUUGGAAGAUGCUGAAAAGAACGAGAGGCAUUUCCCAAUUCGAAUUUAUAUCCAUUGAAGACGGUGUAAGACAGUAUAUUAUAGAACGAGAGGACAGACGUGCUGCGAGAGCAGUGGCACGUUCAAAACGUGUGAAACAGAAACGAAAGUCUAUACGGCCGUCAAGUGAUAGAAAAGCUCAGCCGUCAAAUGUUGAAGUCGUUUUUGAUGCUGAUGAAGCAGUCGAUGAAGAGGAAGAGAAAUCUUCGUCUAGUAAGAUGACGGGCAGUAACCGCCGUUACUCGAAUGUGACGACGUCAACUCGUCGAUAUUCGAAUGCACAAUCUUCGUCAUCACGAAUUAUUACACUACCAGAUAUAGUCGCAUCACCGAUAAUCGAAGCACCGCUAAUUGAACUCGAAGAACCGAUACCAGAUAAUACGUUUGUCGCUCCUGAUGACGACGAACUCCACGAUAUACCACUGGCAACAGUUUCGACACAUCGCUCGUCCAUGGACUCUGAUAAUGAUUCAUACGAGACUGCUUCUCAAUCUUCAUCAAAGCCGGCUCCAUCUGAAAAGGGUACAUUCGUUGCAUCAGUAUCGAAAACAUUAUCUUCAUUACAGCGGCAAGCAUCGUCUACUUCUAUAAGUGGAGAAGCAUUGCUUUCAAUUGAGGACAAGGAAGGUGAUAUGCUGUUUCGGGCUCCUACACGUGAAGACCGCGUGAAGCAAGCAAAUGUGCUUAUCUCGGUCGUUGGCUAUAUUGCGUAUGGGUCCGAGGACCACGUUUUGCCAUACUCGGUCUUGGAACCAUCACAUUAUGGUGAUCAUUACGCACUGAUAUGGGAAACUAAAAUUUUACAGGAACUUGGAGCAUCUUUAACUCUGCUGGCUUCAGAGGUUGCUUCGUUUUUAAUCAGUCAAGGAUUGCAAUUCACGAUACUUCCUGGUUUAAUGAUGGCAUUGACUGGACCUCUUUGGGUUAUGAAGUUGACAUACUUGUUGGACAACCCAUGGGGAAUGGCAAUGUCCAAAGCUUCUAAAGCUGGAAAGGUCUUGGCUGACACUUUGAUAUUGCAAGUCCAAGAGAAUCGGCCAGUCACCUUGAUCGGUUUCUCACUGGGAGCUCAUUUGAUUUACUCGUGUUUAACCGAGUUGGCGUCGCGUGGCGUUUAUGGAGUUGUUGAGGAUGUAUACAUUCUUGGAGCACCAAUACUGGCCAACAACAGCGAAUGGGAGCAUGUGGCUAGUGUUGUGGCUGGUAAAAUUGUCAAUGGUUAUCUAACCAAGGAUAUGGUGUUAGGGGUAUUAUACAGAGCCUUAGCUGUGUACAAGGACGUCGCUGGUCUCUCUCCGAUACAAGGAGUCGCCGGAAUAGAAAACUUUUGUCUAGACGAUGUUAUUGAUGGACAUCUCGCAUAUCGAUCAAACCUGCCCAAAAUACUAAAGCAUAUUGGCUUCAACAUUACACGAGAGACAUUCGAUGACGAAGAUGAAGAAGACAAACGAGAAAAGGAGAUGCAUCUAGCUGAGAUCGAGGCUCUCAAACAGGAACAGUUGAGAGCUCGUGAAGCUGAUUUGCAAAAAAGGGAGGAGUUGAAACAGUUGAAGAAGGAGCAAGCUGAACAGAAACGGAAGGAGAAGGCUGAGAUUGCAUUGAUCUUGAAAAAGCAGCGUGCAUUUCAAGCUGAAGAAGCAAAGAUUGAUAAGGAGGAGGCACGAAAAGUUAGGGAAGCAGAAGCCAAGAAAUUGGCUGAGGCUAAAGCUUCCGCCAAGAUAGCAGAAGAAGCUGCCAGAGUAGCAGAAGAAGCUCGGAUUGCUGCCAAAUUAAAAAGUAUCGUGUCUGCCGAUGGUGUCGUGAGUCCCCAACUAGCUGUAUUAGAUGUAGAACCCGUCGAACCACCACAAGCACUCACAACUCCUGUAAUAAAACCUCGAUUCUCCGUCCUGAACAUGAUUGGUAAACCUGGUAGUGAUGCCAGUACUACUUCUGGAGGUAUCAAAUCCGAAGUAAACCCACAGACCGACAUCGCAACAGUAGAAAGCCCAACCAUCGACAGCUCUGUCAUACCGUCUCAGUCUGAUAGUAUACAAACAGUGAAACCCAGAUUUUCAAUACUCAAUAUGGCAUCCUUUAUUCGACGACCAACUGGCAGUCGAAGCAGUAGCGCCGAGGAGGCUGAAUCACCUGGUCGUAAUCAAUCUUUGGCGACACCACCGCCGUCACCGCCAAAUACAUCUACAUCAAUCGAUACCAGUAGUAGUGAUAGGAACGAAGCAGUGAACAGCAUUGCUACAAUAACACCACCACUCCGCGCUGUCACUAUGCAUGAAAUGCCGGAUACGAGCAGACCAGUCACUCAAACUGCAUUCAACGAAUCGGCUUCCGUGAACGUGGGUGAUGAUUUGAAGGAUGUAGUCUCGGACGCUGAUGAUGCUAUCAGUAAAGCUCUCGCGGAUCCUACUAUUAGUGGUAGUAUUGAGAGUGUCGAGAAGACCAACACCAGUACCAGUAACAAGCAGGACAUUAGCUUAAAACUAGGCAAUCUCAUGGCACGAUGGUCUGAUGCCAAACCAAACAAUAGUCUCAUCAUAGAUCUAAACGAGCCAAAAACAAUACCCGCAGCAACGGUACCAAUGGUGCAGAUCGAUACCGCAUCUUUGACACAACAUAUUCCUAGAAUAGGAGAACACAGCGCAUCAUCCAGCCAUCUCGAUUUAACGGACGUUGAAGAAUUACUGCAUGUAGCAAGUCCUGCAAUGGUCAAGCCGCCUAGUAUAUUUAUGCCCAGCAGUCCAAGAAUGGAGGAUGCUGCAUCACCUACCAUUGAAGUACAAGAAGAAGACGAUGGAAGUGCAUCAGUUUUGUAUAGUAUUCCACUCGAUGAGGAUUUGAAUCCGUGGAAUUGA